Messenger RNA from Haliotis rubra (blacklip abalone), 510 nucleotides. RefSeq names its product kelch-like protein 20. The transcript has 3 exons. Gene Ontology annotation, molecular function: protein binding. NCBI's taxonomy places the organism in Eukaryota, Metazoa, Mollusca, Gastropoda, Lepetellida, Haliotidae. Bases 1 to 510 code for a protein of 169 amino acids. The record is from RefSeq and is a predicted model, not a curated record.
AUGCUUUGUCUGGAGGUCACUGGCCUUACAUUGUCCGAUGUUGUUCUGGGUGGAGUUGAUAACAACACCAAGUACCUGUUGUUUUCCCUCAGAUAUGAUCCCCACACUAACCAGUGGAGUAGCGAUGUGGCCCCGACCAGUUCGUGUAGGACCAGUGUGGGCGUGGCAGUCUUGGGGGACUACUUGUACGCAGUAGGGGGUCAGGACGGUGUUUCCUGCCUCAACUAUGUCGAAAGGUAUGAUCCUCAGACCAACAAGUGGGCCAAGGUUGCUUCCAUGAGCACCAGGAGGCUGGGAGUGGGCGUUGCCGUCUUGUGUAGCUUCCUGUAUGCAGUUGGUGGCAGCGAUGGCACUUGUCCCCUCAACACAGUGGAGCGUUAUGAUCCUCGGACAAAUCGCUGGACCCCUGUAGCUCCGAUGGGUACACGGCGGAAACACCUGGGUGUGGCUGUGUACAACAACAUGAUCUAUCGCCGUGUAGGCGGCGGGCGACACCACAGAGCUCAGUAG